Erpetoichthys calabaricus (reedfish) is the source of this 13698-nucleotide messenger RNA. RefSeq names its product pericentrin (gene pcnt). The record is from RefSeq and is a predicted model, not a curated record. Lineage: Eukaryota; Metazoa; Chordata; Cladistia; Polypteriformes; Polypteridae. Gene Ontology annotation, molecular function: molecular adaptor activity. Gene Ontology annotation, biological process: signal transduction.
GAAUAAGGUAGGCGGCCAUGUUGAAGUUGUUAGUGACAGUUAACUAGGAAGAGUUGAGCAGUGCUGCAGCAAGCAUCUAAAAGCAGGGGUGGUAUUAAAUGUUUAUUUUAAUGGUAAUUUUAAUAGUUUUAUCGCGUCAUGGAUAAUGCAGAGAGAGAAAAGAAGCUGCAGGCCGGAAGAGCAAAGCUUGCUCAUUUCAGACAGAGAAGUUCAAAAGCAGAAAGCUCUAAUAUUCCAAAAAAGACAACAAAGCGGAAGGUUAAAGCUGUCCACACGCAAGAAUUUCAAGAACAAUUCUGUUCAUCAUCCACAGUUUGCAAUCAAGAUGAGUGCCUUCAACCACUAAAUUUAUGUCAAGAUACAGAAAAUACAUGUUUACAAGACAGUUCCACUAUUGAAGCUGGUGAUAAAGAUGAAUCAGUAAUGGAAGGCACAGUUGUUCAGGUUCCUAUGCUGUGUUCUAGUGAGGAAGGCAGAAAACAUGAUUUACCAACUGGAUGGGACAUGGAAGAACCUUUUACCCUCAUACACAAUGUGAGUCAUCUGCAGACUGUUGCAGAGCUUCCAACAAGUAACCUGCACGUGGUGGUGGAUACUGAACAGCUAAAGAAUUUUUCUUGCAGCCAUAAUGAAAUGAUUUCUCAACUAACAUUGGACCUGCAAGAAGUCCUUCAAAGUACAGAAAUGCAAAACGAGGCUUUUAAACUAACUAACCUAAUCCAGUCACUGCAGGCUGAGCUUCAGAGGAACACCAUAGACAAAGAAAAUGCUUUAACACAAGUGAUGGAAAAGCUGAAAAGUACAGAGGAGAAGAUUGAAACUCAAACACGUCUAAUUGAAGAAAAAGAGGAAAUAAUUCAAGAUCUUCAACAAAAUCUUAGUCAUUCUACAGAUGCAGUUUCUCAGUUACAGUGUACUGUUUUGGAAAAAGAAAAGGAGGUAUCUGCAUUAAAAAAUGAAAUGCUUAAAUUCAUUUCAAGUCAAGACGGACAUUCUUUGGAUCAGCUUGCAGAGGGUCAUGAAAUAGAUCUUUGGCUUCAGCAAAAAUGUAAUGAUAUUGAAGUGGCACAGAACCUUAUUUCUAGUAAAGAAUUAAUUUCUUGUCAACUUGACAAAAAGUUUAAUACUAUUCAGAGAGAAAGUUCACAAGUAGAGGAUCAGCUGAAACAGCUGCAUGAAGAUUUGCAAGUCGCUGAGCAACAAGCAAGAGAAUCUUUCAUGUAUAACACAGAAAAGGACAACUUGAAUACAGAAGUUAUCAGGCUAAAUUGUAUUAUUGAAGAAAUGAAUUUAAAAUUGUCUGAUGCAGAGGAGUCCUAUAGGCAGCUAAAGAAGAAGCAUGAAGCAGAUGUGUCCAGCUGUGAAAACCAGCUGCAUUUGCUGGAGAAGGAGAAACAGCAAGCAUUUAGAAGACUAGAGGAGUCGCAGGAAACCACUCAAAGACUUGAAGAAGAGAUUAGUAUUCUUAGACAAGAAGUAGUCUCUAAACAUGAUAAACAUGAUAAUCAGGAAAACUGUCACUUACAAGAUAUUGAGAACUUUAAAGAAAAGCUGAAUGAAAUAAAGGCUAAGAAGGCUGUAGAGAUUAACGAAGAAUCAAAUGAUUCCCACUUGUCAGCAGUGGGAUUUCCUUGCACUGAUGAUGAAGAGCACUUUAUGAAUAAAUACCUUACAUCCACACAGGAAGCAGAAUGCUCUUGGUUGAAAGAUGGUGCUAGCAUGCAAAGUGGCAAUGAAUCCUCAGAACAUCAGCAAUUUGAGUUAAAUAGUGAAAUCUUUUUAGAAGAAAACAUGUGUGAUUCAUUUGGAGAUAUCAUUGGAAGUUGUAAUCUAAUUCAGUUGUCAUUGCCUGAUAAUGCUGAAUUAGGAUCUCGAUCUAGCGUAGAGUCGUUCGGUUCUAUAAACUGUCAGAAAAAUGCAUGUGCUGUGAUCAAGUCUUAUGAUGGCAUAGAUGUAACUGAUGCUGAAAAUACAAAUACAAGUGAACUACAGAGCAGCACUAUGUUCUCUGAAUUAAACAAUGAAAAUGUGAAACAGUUUCAGAUGGAACUAAACACUUUAGCUGAAAAAGUCCUGGAUCUGCAGGACAGUAAGCAGCAAAUGUCUGAAGAGCUAUCUGCUUUGCAACUAAAGUUAAAAAUAGAAGAAGAGGAACGGGCCCGCUGUGAAGAAAUUGUCAGACUUAAAUCUCAAGAGUGUGAGGAUUUAAAAACCACUCUGAAUAAUAAAAUGCUUCAUCAUGAUAAGAAUGAGAAUUUGGAAACUGCAUUUGCUAUUCAGGAAUUGAAUGAUUUAAAGAAGGAGAGAGACUUUCUGUUGAUGCAACUACGUGAUCAGGAAGAAUUGGUUAAAGAAGUACAGCAGAGAAAGCUGGCUGGAGAUUCAGUCGCUAGUGAGGUUCAGGCCCUUUUUGGCCGGCAGCUUGCAGUUCUACAGACUCAGCGAGAUCAGCUUCAGUCAGAGUUAGAUAUUCAGAAAUCUAAAAACCAGACAACUUCUGAGCUUUUAGGAGAGAGGACCCUUCUUGUAGACUCCCUCCGCAAUGAGUUGUGCUUGCUUAAAAGAGAAAAUUCUGAUAGAGAUCAUAUCCUAAAAAUAUUAGAAGACGAAAAAAGAGAUUUGGAAGCUAAACUUCAUUCUGUUGAGCAAAAUCAUAUCAGAGCCAGUGAUGCCUUUAAUCAGUGUAACAGAGAAAAAUUAGAUUUAGAAAAGAAUUUGGCAGAUCUAGAUGUCAAAGUAAAAAAUCUGGAAAAUAUUAUGGAAUCAGAAAAGCUUCAACUUAAAAGCCAGUUAAAUGAUAAGAGUGUUGAUCUCCAGAAUCUUGAAGAACAAAUGAAACAUUCACAAUUGGAGUAUAUUCAGAAAGAAAGUGGUUUAAGGGAAGAAAUUGCUUGGCUUAAAUCCCGUAUAGAAGAUUUGGAAAAGGCACAUAAUAAGGAGCUAGAGUCCCUGCUUCAUGCUGAAACAAAAAAUCUGGAGGAAGCCAUCACAAAUAUUGAAAAUAAACUAUGUGGUCAGUUUGAACUGGAGACAAAGAGUAUUGAAGAAAACCAUCAAAUUCAGCUUAACUUGUUAAAUGUUGAGAACGAGGAGAAAAUGACUGAGCUCAAAAUAUCAUUUCAAGAAGAACAGAAAAAGCUAAUUUCUUGUGUUAAGCAGGUUCAUGAACGUGAGCAUGUUCGAGAGAUUUCUGAACUUGUUGAAAAACACAAAGACGAGCUAAAGAGCCAACGUUUGCAUUUUCUUUCUGAGCAGCAGGAACUGAAAGAUCGCUUAAAUGAAGCCCACCUGAUAGAACUGGAUCAAAUGAAGCUCCAGUUUCAGAAUGAAAGUGCUCUGGAACGGGAAGCCCUUCGACUUAGUCUGACCAACUUGUAUACAGCACAGCUAGAGUUGUCCCAGUCAAACCUGCUGCAGGAGAAAGAGUCAGCACUUUCAGAACUGAGAGAAAAUCUUAAUGAUAAGCGGUCACAGGAGGUUGCAAUGCUUCAGACACGUCAUCAUUUUGAGAUGGAAAAAGUUAAAGAAGAUCUUAAUCAGAGGUUUGAUUUGGAGAUUGCUGAACUAAAGACCCAAAUUAAGGAAUAUGCUAAUAAAUUAAAGCUGCACGAACAUGACUUAGAAACUGCCAAAACCAGCCUAGAAGAAAUGAAGAAGAUCUUGUCUGAAAAAGAGGUGCAAAUUCAAGACUUGAAAAAUCAUGAAAGUACAUUACUGAGUAGAAUGAAUGCCGAGAAGGAACAGGCAGAAUCCAUUCAUGAAGACUUGGUGGAAAAGCAUACCAUGGCCAUUACAGAUCUUGAAGACAGCUUACGCCAGAAGUAUGUAGAGCAGCUUCAAAUAUUAGAAACAAAACAUCGGGAUGCAGAAGCUGAACAGAAGAAGCAGAAUGAAGCAUUGCAAAGGAUGUAUGAUGAUCUUAAAACUCAUUCUGACCAAGAAAUUAAACAUCUCUGGUCCCAACUGGAGAACACUAGAACAAGCAGACAAGAACUUGGUGAGCUUAAAGAGCAACUAUUGGCACGUGCAUCUCACGUUGAAGAUAUUGAGCGAUUAAAGCAGGAGUUAACACAGCAGAGACUUGAUCUGAAGAGCCAACAUGAAAGGGAGCUGGAGAAUCUGAGAACCUAUUUUGAGCAAAAGUUAUAUGAGACAGGAAACAGUUAUAAAGAGGAAAUUGCUCAUCUUCAUCAUCGCCUAUUGGAGAAAGUGACUACUAGCACUGCUUCAGAUUCUGUAGAUAUCAGUUCUGCGGAUGAAGAUAUUUUCAAUACUGAACGAUCAGAUCUUCUUAGAGAAAUGACAGAAAAACUGGAGCAAAACAAGAUGGAACUGGAUUUGCUCCGUUUAAAACUGGAAGAAAAACAUCUUAAUGAACUUGAAGCACAGAGAUCUACAUUAACACUUAAGUUCAAAGAGGAUCUCUUGAAUAUGAAAACAGAUCUUAGUGAUCGAUACUUUGCUGAAAUACAAGAGUUAAAAACAAAACAUUCUCUAGAACUGGAACAACUGCGUGCUAGACUGUCUGAUAGCCACAUCAAAGAAAUUACGAAGAUACGGCUUCAGAGUGCCCAUGAUGCUGCACAACAGGUUGAAGCUGAAGUGGCAGAGAGACUUCUUCUUGUGAAAAGUGAAAAGCAAAGAAUUGCACAACUUGAAGAACAGAUUGAAAGUCUUAAGCAGGAGAAUUCUGAGAUUCUCAAGCAUCUCACUGAAACGCAGCAAAUGUUUGAAAAGGAAAACACAGAGAUAAAAAGAAAGUUACUAGAUGACUUGAAACAGAAGGUUGAUGAAGCUAGAAAAGAAGAGUCAGAUAAGGCUGCAAAAAUACUAUCAGAGAAGGAUGCAGAGUUGAAACAACUUCAGGAUGAGCUACAGUCUGCAUCAGAAGAACGAAUUACUGCCAUUCAAGUGGACCUGAGCAAAAUUGCAGAACAAGAACGAGAAGCUCUUGUAAAAGAGUUUGAAGCUAGAGAGCUUGAACUGAAAGCUCUUCAAAACAAGCAAGAAGCAAUUAUCUCCGAGCUUGAAAAGGAACUGAAAGAAGAGCGCAACCAACUACAAAAACUUCAAGAUAGCUUGGAUGGUAAACAGUCCUCCAAAAUUAUGCAGCAUGAAAAUAUUCAGACAGAGUUUGACGAUGAACUUGACAUUUCUAAUUCCAAAAUAGCAGAAGAAAUGACACUGCUGAAAUCCAGAGUUGAGGAGUCACAGUUUAAACUGGAGGAGGCACAGAACAGGUUUACAGAAGAGAAAAAGUUAAUGGCAGAUCAACUAGACAAAUCUCUUAGGGAGCUUGAGGCAGCUCAGGCAGAAGAACUGGAAAUGAUGAGAAGAUUUUUGCAAGAGCAACAUCACAAAGAACUUGUGGCCUUGGAAAAGGAACUCACAGCAAAACAUCAGAUAAAAAUGGAAACUGUAAUAAAUGAUCUUCAGUCUGCACAUAGGACUCGUUUGCAGGAGGUGGAGCAGGAUUUGUGUAAGAAACACACAAUGGAAAUGAAAGAGAUGGAGAACAGGUUUUUAUCCAAUAUUGACACACUAGAGUCAACAUACCUUUCACAAAUCCAGUCUUUACGAAAAGAACAUGACCAGACUGUUAAUGUUUUGAAAUCAAGUCACAGGGAUGAGCUCCAGAGAUUGAAAAUAGAAGAUGAGACCACUCUAGCUGAUUCACUGGAAAAGAUCAAAGUAGAGCAUGAAGCUCAAAUGAUUUCUGCUAUGGAGCAACUAAAAAAAGAACUUUCUAUGAUUCAUAUGGAAAAAUUUAAGGCAAUGGCUGCUGAAGUAGAAAAAGUACAUAAGGAAGAGCUGAUCUCCCAUAUGAAGCGCCAAGCAGCAGAGAUGGAAGCAGAGCACUCCAAAGCACUUGGAGUACUGCAGACAGAGGUUUUACGACUGGAGGAGAAUCACCAGGCAACUAUGCUAAAACUCCAGAAGUUUCACCUUGAGGAGGUAUGCAGACGGGAAGAAGAGUACAGCCAGCAGCUUCAUAGUGAAAUGGAGAAGAUGAAAAUCCUUCACCUUGAACAACUUAAGGAGUGUUCCAAUGUGUCAGCUUGUGAAAUGGACUCACUUAAAGAAAAGUUACUGGCACAGUUUAAUGAAGAAAAAAAUAUUCAGCAGAUUCGAUUCCAGGAAGAGAUUGAACUACUGAAAUGUCAGUCAGAAAUUUUACUUGAACAACAGAUAUCUCAGCUGAAGGAGGAAAUUGAAGCUGAGAAAAUGUUAGAACUUGAACAACAGUCUGUCAAGUUUAAUGAAGAACAAAAGCUCGCUGAAACACAGCACAAAGCAGAGGUGGAACAGCUAAACUUGCAGAUUCAAGAGCAGGCCGAAUUAUUAACACAGCUAAGCAACAAGAUGUCCUUACUUCAAAAGGAGAUUGACAUCAAAAAUUCAAACCAGGACACAUUACUACAGAGGCGUGAAAGAGAGAAUGAAGAAGCAGGCAAUCUAAUCACAAUACUGAGAUAUGACCUUGCUGUCAUCACAAAUGAACGAAACAGCCUGCAGGAUGCUCACGACAGAAUUCAAAACCUUCUGCUUAAAGUUAAACAAAGCCUUAUUGCUACUGAAGAAAUUAUCACCACAAAAAUUGACACCUGUAUGAAUUGUAACUUAGUUCAUGGCGAAUCAUUCAGUAGCAAUAUUAAACUAGAUGAGCAGGCUUCCCUGGUGAAUGACACUAAUGAAGAAAAAGAUGAAGUGCAAAGUCAAUGCAGUGAAGGAGAGUCAGAAUCCAGUCACUGGUCUUCUAUUACAGAUAAAACUUUAAGAAGUUCACAGCUUUUGUAUGAGAGUAGUAUUGCUAGUCCCGAGCAAGAGAGGGAGAAUCACAUUCUGUUAAUUUGCGACCGACUUCGAGGUACUGUGGAGAAACUGCUAGAGUUGGUUGUGGAAUCUGCAUUGCAAGUGGAAGAUGCCCAUGGGGACCUUUCACACCUAGAAGCAAAAUUAAGCCAUCAAAACCAACUUCCUGAGCACCUGGAAGAGUCUGUGGCAAAAACCCAGUUAAGACAAGAACUUAAAGCAGAGACAGAGAAAGCUGCUCUAGAAGAGGUCUUACAGCAAACAAUAAAAAAAGAGCAUCAGCUUGCAGUUGAGGUUGAUACCCUAAGAGAACGUUUGCAUGAUCUUAGUGAGGAGCAUAAUCUUCUUGUCCGUCGAAGUGAAGCUAUGGCUGCCACAAUGGGAGAUACAGAGGCAGGUUUGCUUGAAGAAGCCAAUCGUCUUGCAAAAGAAAAGUUAGACCUACAGUGCCAAGCAGAAAAGGACAGAUGCAGUCUAACAAAUCGAUUGAAAAUCCUUGAAAACGAACUGGAGGACCAGAUGAAUAGCAAUACAGAACUAGAAGAUAAACGAAAGACAGAAGUGACGGAUCUCAAGCAGCAGAUCCUUGCACUGGAAAAACAACUUCGUAAUAAUCGUCAAUUCAUGGAUGAUCAGGCAGUUGAGCGUGAGCAUGAAAGGGAUGAAUUUCAACAGGAAAUAAAGAAACUAGAAACACAACUGAAACAGCAGUUCAGAUCAAAUACGGGUAUGGAAUAUCAAGGCCAACAGAUUGAUGACUUGAUUUUGCAGGUGGAGACCCUCCAAGAAACAAUAAAGAAAAAAACAGAUGAAUAUAACAUUCUUCUGUUAGCUAAGGAGCAAACCGAUAACUACCUUACUGAACAGCUAGAAGAGACUGAGAAAUUGGCAUCUCAUAUUAGAGAACUAGAAGAAAAUGUAUUAAGUAAUGCGGAAGCUACAAGGAAGGUGAUACAGCUAGAGCAAGAGAUACAGAGGUUAAAGAAAUCAGAAAUGGAACUUAUGGAGUACAAAGAGGCUUUACAGCAGCAGCAAUAUGCUAAUCGCAUGCAAAUUUCUGCUCUUCAAACUAAGCUGGAUGAGACUAGACACAGAAUCCCUGAAGACCACAGUGAUCAAGUGCUGAAACAGCAAAUUGAGGCUAAGCAUGAGUCUCUGGUUAAUAAAGAGAAGGAGAAUGCAAUUUUAAUUAAUCAGAUAGAACAUUUAGAAAGAGAUUUGCUCAGUAAAUCUGAAGAAUUAAUACAGAUAAACAUUCAAUUGGGCCUGCAAGCAAAAACCAACACUUCUAAAGUCAACAGUCUGCAAAAUGAGAUUAUUCAACUAAAGGAUAUCAUAACCAAUUUGCAAGAACACAGGAGGAUUGAUCCAGAUAGCACAUCCUCAGUGAUGCAGUUACCUCAGGCAUUGCUAGAAGAGAAGAAUCAAGAAAUUGACCAUUUAAAUGAUCAGCUUUUGAGACUACAGCAAGAACAUGAAUUAAACAACAAGAUGCUCGAAGAAAAAAAUUCAGAGGCAGAAGAUAUGAAGUCUCAAAUAGAGCGCUAUGUGGGAGACCUGGAUCGUCUUCGACAAGACAAGGCUGAUGAAGUUGAACGACUACAUGAAGUCAUUUACAAACUGCAAGAAGAGAUAGACCAGCUUGGCCCUAACUGUCAUGAAAUUAGUGAUUCUCAGGAAGACUUACCUUUAGACAGGUUAGAUAACAGAGGAAGUCUUCAGCAUGAACUAUGGCAGGAAGAACGUUUACAACAAGAGCUGGCUACAGAACACAUUCAGUUGUCAGAUGCCCGUGUGAAAGAAUUGGAACAACAAAUGGAGAAUGCUUGCAUAGAAAGAGAGACACUCCAACAAUUGCUUCAAAAACAAGAAGCACAUUUCAGAUCUGAAAUGGAAAAACUUGGCAAAAGCCUACAAAAUGAGAAACUUCAACAUCAUAGUCUACAGGAAGAGUAUAACCUACUUAAAGCUCAUCUUACUGAGCAAGAGGCUGAAGCUGCACAUUUAUCUACCAAAACGCAAGAACUAGAAGAUCUCUUAAGAGAAAGGGAGUGUCAGUUGGUGGAGGCUGAAGUACAAGCAAAAGGUACAGAAGAGAAGAGACAAGCUGAAAUACUUUCUUUAAAACAUCUACCUGCAAAGGUAGCUGACCUUGAAGCUGAGCUGCAAAAAAGACUUGAUGUUUCUAUGGAAGCAGACCAUCUUAAGACUGAGAAAUCUCUUUUGAAUGCUCAGCUUCUUGAGUUAAAUGAAAUAAUUUUGAGAAAAACAGGAGAGAUUGAGAUGCUGCAAAAUGAAGUUGUGAAAUUACAAACUCAUAUUGAAGAAAUUGGGUCCGAGAAGGGUCAGCUAUUUGCUGAGUCCACUGACUUAAAGCAAAAGAUGUUAAGUCUUAACGAUGAAGUUGACAGAUUAAAAACUGAAGUAACAACUAAGAAUGCCCAAAUUCAGGAUUUCCUUAUACAACUUGAAGAUAACCAGACAAAGCAUUCUGGAACAGAAAGAAUGCUUAAUUGUGCUGAGGAGUCACUGGCAAAAACAGAAACAACUCUGAAAGAGAGAGCACAACAACUGCAGGAAUAUGUGUGCAAAAUUUCUGAGUUGAAAACUGAGUUAGAGGAGCUAAAAGUGGAACUUAUGACUGUUAAGGAACAGCUGUGUUUAAGUACUAUACAUGCAGAUCGGCUGCUGGAAGAGAGACAGGAAAAGGAAAAAAUCCUUAAAGACCUUGAAAUCCAUAACAAGAAUCUCAAAAUGGAAGUGGGACUGCUACAAGAACAGCUAGUGAAACAGGAGGAAAAAUUCAUCUACCAGCAGACAUUACUUCAACCUCACCCUGUCAGUGGAACAGAUAAUCUUGCUAGUAGUUUUGUGAAGUCAAGUCACCCCCUAGAUAACUUUUGCAGUUAUACAUACAGCAUUUUGAAUGAGAGUUCUCUUGAAUCACCUGAGUUGGUGAGGAAGUAUGAUACCUCUCUUGAACAAACACAGGGUUACCUUUCAGAAGUAAGCACUCUCCAUAAUUCCAGGCUUGCUGUCUCAGCCAGUAAAUCCUCUCCACUUGAAAGAAUCCAUUCAGAUCCAGCUGACAUUAGUAGCUGCCAGUCUGUACCUACUAUGUCAGUUUCAGAAGAUGGCUUUUCCCUCCCAGAUUCAGUUAACACAGAAAAGGAAAAAGAUUUUGAAAAUUCAGUCUUAACACCAUGUGUUUCACCCACUGGAACAGCAACAAGUCUGUCUGUCCGUGAAUGGGUUAGCGAUGGAUAUGGAAGCAAUGCAAGUUCAGAAAUAGGUUCCAAGUUGAAUGUGGAGCCUGAAGCAAGUGAACGCCUAGAUGCUAGUGUUGUUGACUACUUUAGACAGUGUGGAAUGGCAUUUGUUGAAAACGAUGACUUCACUGCAUCUCAUUCAGAAAAUACAGAAGGAGUAUUGUCUUCUGAACUACAGAACCUUUUACAAAAGGUCUAUCAUGAGGCUCGUCUGGUUCUUAGUCUUUCUGAGGAGUAUGGUAGCUAUACCAAACCAAGUAUUAAUACAAAGCUCAGUGAUAUUGAGAGUUGGCAGGUGGAGAAACAAGCUUUGCAGGAAAUUCUACAGUCUUUAAAAGAAAUGAUAUCCAAAAUGCUUGACCACAGUGACAAGGAGUCUGUAAUUCAAAGUAGUGACUGGAGAAGAGAAAUUCUGCAAGCUGUGCACAGUGUUCUUAAUAAUGAAACAGAAUGGUUUAGAGCUGAGCUUCAAUCUACCCUGCAGGGCUCAGGCUGUACAGAUAUUACUACUCUACUAGAGAAAUUUGAAAGCAUCAUGAGCAAACUGGAAGAGAAACAGAAUGCAGCUCUGGGAAAUCUUCUUGCUGCAGACAGAAGAAGUAUGUUGGUGGAGAUCCAGACUCUACAGGCAGAGUUAAGAAUUUCCCACCUUCAGAAUCAAGAGAGACUGCAGCAACUCCAAAGCAGCUUAAGCCACACAGAAGAACAAGGAAACAAGAGAGAACAUCAGCUCCGCAGACAAGCUGAACUAUUAAAGUACAAGCUACAGCAGGAGCAGGCAAUAGUAAAUGACUUGCAAGACUCAUUAAAAUCUGAACAGGACAGAUCAGCUGAACUCCGGUCUCACUUUAGAUCUGAACAAGAUGCAGUUGCUGACUUGAAACGAGAGCUUCUUGCAGUGAACCAAACAUUAGAAACAUCACUGAAGAAAGAGCAUGAUCUGCAAAAGGAGCUUGAAAAUCUCAGAAGUAGAGCAGAAUGCUUGGAGACAGACUUGCAUUUUGCUGAGAAAAAUCUGGAAGAAGAACAGAAGAAAGUGAAAGAAUUCCACGAACUCUUGGAUCAAGAAAGACUACGUAACAUACAGAGAGAAGAUCAUGAUGGGCAUACACAAGAGGUAUUAAGAACAUCCCUGGAAGACAGAAAUAUCCAGAACAAUCAACUAUGUGCUGCUCUGGAACAGGAGCGUGUCAUGAGCAGCAACCUACGCAAGGAACUCCAGAUUGAACAAUCUCGCUGUGAAGCCCUAAUCUCUCAAGAAAGGAAUAAACUUGCAGAAGCCCAGCAACUGCUUCAGAUUGAGAAGACUCGGUCAUAUGAGCUUAGUGAUGCUGUCAAGCGUGAGCAGCAGCGUUUGGCUCAAGAAUAUUGCCAGAAGCUCAAAGAAGAGGCAGUCCAGAGAGUUGAGCAAAUGAGUCAAGAUCAAAACUUAAUCCACGAGCUUCAAAUGCAAGUAAACCAAGAAAAGGACCGCUCCCUAGAGUUAGCGUGUAUGAUUGAAAAGACUCAACAGCAAGCAAUCCAAGCCAAGCGUCAAAUGGAGUCUGAGGCACAGCAGAACAUGCUUGAACUGAAAAAAGCUCAGGAGCUUGUGGCUAAACUCCAGAAGUCCGUAGAAACAUUGCAGGUGCAGAAAUUAAAUCUUACCCAAGGAUUUGAGAGAGAAAGAGAACAGUUUACAGAAAGAUUACGUUCUGAAGUUGAUAAGCUCCAGAGGAAAUUUCUUUCAGUUAAAGAAAAGGAAAAGGCUAGGGAAGAGCAGAUGGAAAAACAGAAGAAACAAUAUCAGCAGGAAUUAGCUGAAAAGGAACGCAGACAUAAAUUGGAUAGUGAAAAACUGCAUGCAAUGGAACUCCAGCACCAGAGAGAUCAGCAGAGACUAAUACAACUACAGCAAACUCUGGAAGAGCUAGAACAGCAUGAGAAAGAGUUGGCCUCUCGUAAACAGAAACAGGAAAUUUUUACCUCUGAGUUUGCUACUCCGGAUAUUCAAACAGCAGAGAAGGAGGCCAUGUUCCUACAGCAGUUAAAAUUGGCUCAGCAGCAAGUACAGAUGGCUGUUGUUAGACUGAAGGAUGUUAUGUUUGACUGUUCCAGCAAUGGUGAAAAUGAAGAACUGAAGUUUGUUGUAAGAACACUGAAUUUGCUGGAUAAAGAUCUACAACAGUUAUGCUGUGGCCCAAUUUUUUCGGCGCCAUCCUACUCAGUUGACCGAUUAAUGAAGGAGAAAGCUGACCUUACUAAUUGUGUUGUAGUACUUACUGAAGAGAAGACCACUUUCAAAAGAUCCAUUGCAAUGCUCGAGAAAGAGAUACUUGAUCUCAAGCAUAAAGUAGCAGCAAAUGACCAGUUCAGCCAGGCCAACACCAGUUCCGUUCUUGCAUCUGAAAGAGCAGCCUGGCAAAAGGAGAAGGCGUUUCUUACCAGUGCUUUGAAUAAGGCCGAAUCUGAGCUGGCAAGAAUGACUGCUGAGAAUGAGAACAGACCUAUAGGUGAUAGUUCCUCUAAGAUACAACGACUCUAUGCAAAAUAUCUUAGAACUGAAAGUUUCAGGAAGGCACUAGUUUAUCAAAAGAAGUACCUUCUUCUCUUACUGGGAGGUUUCCAGGACACAGAAAGGGAAAUAUUGUCACUAAUUGCCAGAAUGGGAGUAUAUCCAUCUCCAAAAGAUCUGCAGAAUACAGCUUCAACUUCACGACCUAUAAGCAAAUUUCGUUCUGCUGUUAGAGUGCUAAUUGCAAUAUCACGUUUGAGAUUUUUGGUAAAGAAGUGGCAAAAGGCUACAAAAAAGAGUCAUCCUCCAGUGGCAUCUGUGAGUGGAAAUGGGCACAGUUUAGUCCAUGGAACCAGAACUGAGGUUUUAAGGCCACAGCACUCAACUAUUAUUUUCAAUUCUCCUCCAACAAGAGAAAAUGUGUCAUUUAAUAGAAGUACACAUAUUGUUCAGUCACCUAAAUCACCAUACAAGCUCCAGAACAGAUCUCAUGAGCAGUCAAUUACAUCGUCCCAAGAUGCUGAGCGAUCUCUGACAGAAUAUAUCCAUCAUUUAGAGGCGGUACAGCAACGUUUAGGAGGCCAUAAACUAGGAUCAAGUGGCUUGUCUUUGAGUAAAAGUUUUAAAAGGUGAAGGAAUAUCUGAAUCAAGAUCUAUGGAAUUCAGGCUUUCCCCAUCUUUUUUGGUUUGGAUUCUUGUACCUUAUAUAACCACAUCAGUUUUUGUAGAGUAUUCACUUUUGUAGGCAAUUCACUGUUUUAAGAGGUUUUAUUGUAAAAUAUAUCACUUUUUUGUGUACAGAUUUGCAUAUCACAUUUCACUUUUAUAUGUAUAGAAUUUAAUAGGAAGGAAGUCCAAUUUUUUAUAUUGUGUAAAAUAUUCAUUGUCUAUUUUUUGGUGAUGUGCUUUUUUUGUAUAGAUCUAAAAUAUUUUUGAACUUGAGCCUUUAUUCAGCCAUUGAAUAUAUGUAAAAUAAAUUUUAGAGUGUUUAAUUACCUAAUAAUGUUUUUAUUAAAACUUUUUGUAAUAUACCUUGCAUUUUAAGUAUUUAAUAAAGCUGUAAAUGCUUCAGAUAUUUUAAAUGUGUGACAGAAGCCUAAUAAACAUGCUUGCUAAAAAUUA